Molecule: messenger RNA, 486 nt
Organism: Paramecium pentaurelia
Lineage: Eukaryota; Ciliophora; Oligohymenophorea; Peniculida; Parameciidae
Source: the annotation of a GenBank genome assembly
AAUGGGUAACACUUAAUUAACGGAUCAAUAGAUUCUUUUAUACAAGAAUGAAACAUAAUGUAAGUAUUAUAUUAUUAUAUUAAAGUCACUCCAGCUUAGAUAAGAAGAAUACAUAAGAAAUUCUAAUAACUUGAUACUAAUAACAAAGGAUUUGUAAGUGCAACAGAUUUCAUUAAAAUUAUUCAACAUCACAAAUAUAGUCCAUUAUUAAUUUAAUAAUUGAUAGGAAGGAAAUAACAAGAAAUAGAUUUCAUUUAAUUAGUUAGAUUAUUAAAUGCCAUUUAAUUUGGUGAUAAAAAUACAUUAUUGACAAGAAUUAUGGAUUAAGAUAGAGAUGGACUAAUUGGUACAGAAGACAUUUAAAAAACAAUAACAGUAUUGAAUCCUAGUUGUUUCAAGAAUUCUUAUGAAUUAGCUCAAUAAGUAGUUAAUGACAAUGAAAAAUUAACCUAUAAUAAAAUGAUUAAGUUAUUGAUUGAUGACUGA